Messenger RNA from Vanrija pseudolonga, 2604 nucleotides. RefSeq lists its product as uncharacterized. Gene Ontology annotation, biological process: adenylate cyclase-activating G protein-coupled receptor signaling pathway. The record is from RefSeq and is a predicted model, not a curated record. Gene Ontology annotation, cellular component: plasma membrane. The transcript is spliced from 10 exons. Gene Ontology annotation, molecular function: G protein-coupled receptor activity. Bases 351 to 2501 code for a protein of 716 amino acids. Lineage: Eukaryota; Fungi; Basidiomycota; Tremellomycetes; Trichosporonales; Trichosporonaceae.
CGACACAAUCGACAACUUGCAACACCGUUACACCGUCUCUGCCUUUUAUUUUCCCCCUUGUCACACUCAUCUCUUCAUCUACCCGACUCGGCAUCGCAUCACACACAAACAUUGCAUUUGCCCCGCCAUCGCCCUCGUUCGCUUGCUUGUCUUGACUUGUCCCAUCGACUCCACCUACCUUUGCUGCCCCGAAACACGUCUGCCUGUAACCCCGACAAUCGUCGCCCCCCCGCCAGCCGCCAUCACACACACAUAACCCACACACGCCCUGCGACAACGGCCGACGGGCCGCAAACACCGUCUCGCAGCUCAUCCAUCGUCAAUGGCGACAGCGCCGCUCGGCGCCGACAAUGUCGUUCGUACUAACCGAGGCACAUAUUCGGUUCAACCAGCGGAUGUCUUCGGUCGCCGCUGGUGUGUCCAUCGUAUGCUGCCUCGCCGUCCUAUGCCUGGCCGCGUGGGCAUGGACAGUCCCCCGCGCCAGGGGCUGCCUUGACCGAAUCAGCUUUCGCCUGCUACUCUGGUCCUUGGGCUUUGAGCUCAUCUACGACACGGUGUACAUUACAGUAUGCCUCUGGACCAGUGUUGCAGGCACCAACAGCGCGUGCAGCGCGGGCAUCUACUUCAUGAUGGCCACAAUGGGCGUUGUCAACUACCUCUGCACCUUCAUCGCCAUCAACCUCGCCGUCACAAUCGUCUUUGGUCUCAACCCCAUCAUGCUCAAGCUCGAGCGGUGGUACGUUGGCAUCUCCAUUUUCAUGGGCAUGUUCGUCCCCAUCAUCCCGGCCGGUCUCGGCCAUUUUGGCAAAGACCCCCUUUUAGGUGUCUGCUGGAUCCAAGCCAGCAACGACCAAGCCCGCAUGAGAAAUUUCGUCCUCGACCUUUAUCUCUGGCAGCUGUUGUCGUGCGCGAUCGCUUCAGUGGCUGUCAUUGCGACCCUCGUUACUCUAUUUAUGCAAGGUCGCGCAACGUCUCGCGCUUUGUUCGGCGGGGAUAGCAUCAACAUCGACCUGAGCGAGACUUCGAACGCUUCCGAACCAUCAAAGACCCACCGUGUAGGCCUGGUCGCGCGGCUGUUUCGCCGAAAGCGUCACUCGCACCACCAUGAGCGGACCUUUGGUCACCUCGAGGACAGGUUCAUCCGUAUCGCUAUCCGCAUCUCUGGCUAUCCCAUUACGCUGAUUAUCGUCAAUGGAAUCAUCAGUGUUGCCGACCUGUACAUUUCCAAGGUGGGCGGCGUUCACAGCCGAAGUGUGUAUGGCCUCUAUGUCCUGUACUACUUCCUGUAUGGCGGGCGAGGCAUCUUCUUUGUCUUUGUCAGCGUAUUCAUCGACCCCUGCCUCAUGCGAGGACUCCGCGCUGCGUGGGAGGUGAAGCGAUCCGCUCGCAAGUCGAUCCCAUCCGAUGUCGAGAAGAAUGGCAAGGAAGACUUUCCGUCAUCGGACGCUCCAGGCAUUCACACGCCAUACGCGACCAUGCAAGACCCCUCUACCGCACAACAGCAUACUCUGGACCUGAUCGGUCUCAAGAUGUCGCCACAUGGAGGGCCAUCAAGUAUGGGACAAGAGUCGGUGACUGCUACGUCUUCCCAACUGCCCGGUGGAAGACCUCGCGCAAACUCGGACGGCUCGAUGGACGUUCUCCAGGCCCUCUUCCUCUCUGGCCCUCCCGAAGAAGAGCACCAAACGUGGCGCACAACAGAGUGGCACGCAGGAGAUGUCGGUGACCCAGGAACUGUGUCUUACGGUGGCGAGUCGCGACGCGGCUCCAGGAGGCUAUCGGCGCCCAUCAAGCGCUUCCUCCGACGCGCGAGCAAGGUCAGCAGCAACCAGACGGAUGCCCCCUCUUCCGAGGCAGGAGAGAAGGCUACAGAAGAAGGCUCCUCUGUUGGCGGCAAGACACCAAAGCCGACUUCGCCCCAGAGCGUCACAGUCCCCCUCCCGUCGAGCACAGCCGCUCCUGUGUUCACACAGAGCUUCACCCCAGCGGCGCCACAGUUUACCAUCAACUUUGCUGGCGUGCCUGCCGAUGCCAUGCCCGACUGGUUAAACGACGAAGCGGAUGAUGUGGUGGCUCCCGACGCAUUGGAAGCUGCGGCAGCUGUUUCGGAGCUUGAGCGUGUCGUCGCACCUCUCGAGCACCACGUAGCUAUUCCGACCGGCUCGCCAUUGGCGGCACUGGCCCGUAUCGACGACGCCUCGCGCAAGCUCGCGCGCGUCGAGGAGCGCGUUGGCUCCAGGACGCCCAGCACAGCAUCAGGAACGCCUCACCUGAGUCGCGCGGCGUCGCGCAACGAACCUCCACCCACCGAACGCAAGUCGGCAUCCCUAGGAUCGCGUAGAGCUUCGUUACGCCUCGGACCAGGCUACCUCCGCCGAGACUCGUUUGGCAACGGGCCCAACAGCCCUCUGGGCGGGACGCACGAGGAGAGGCGCCAGCGCCGCGAGCGCGCCCGCGAGAUUGCCGAGAAGCUCUACGAGGAGAUUGAGGCGCAGCUCUAACCUUUGGGACAGUCAGACUGCCACUUCCAUACACGCGAUUGUCUGUCCUUGUGUUGUACACUUCUUUCAAGCUUUAGAAAUUUGGGGUAAUGGCAUAUCAUCA